Messenger RNA from Octodon degus (degu), 2596 nucleotides. It is a transcript of the gene Cfap184, whose product is annotated as coiled-coil domain containing 96. Gene Ontology annotation, biological process: cilium assembly. Gene Ontology annotation, cellular component: axoneme; ciliary basal body. The transcript has a single exon. Bases 223 to 1842 code for a protein of 539 amino acids. NCBI's taxonomy places the organism in Eukaryota, Metazoa, Chordata, Mammalia, Rodentia, Octodontidae. The record is from RefSeq and is a predicted model, not a curated record.
UCACGCCCCUCGAGGCGCGAGCUCUAGCCCGCAUCCAAUCAUCUGCGCCUCCUCACGCUAGCGGCAUUCCAUUGGCCUACUUCUACCGGGAGGCGGGGAGAGGAGGCGGAGCGUCGGGCUAGCGUCUGGCCAAUAGUAGCCUCCACCGUGCGCGCCCCUGGUUGCCCAGGAAACCUAACAGCUUGCAGCCUUGGUCCACCGCCGGGACCCACCUGGGCGAAGAUGGACGACCUCUCCGAACAUGCUGGGGACACUGCGAGCGAAGGUGAAGAUGGUGACAGCCUGGCUUUGAGGCCGACUGAGAUCAUAGACAGCCCUGGUCCCCAGACCCCCACGGAACCCGAAGAACCACAACUCGAGCUAGAGGCGAGAGCGGCAGAGGGGAUAGAGGCUUCCGAGGGAGGCGCUGCCACCGACGAGCAGCCAGCGGCCACGGAAAGGCUGGUAGCCACGGAGGGUGUGGGCGAGGAUGCGCCCGGACAGCCCGAGAGGCCGGCCAAGCCCGAGCAGCCCCCCGGGGCUGGGACCGAGGAGUCGGCCAAGCCGCAUUCUGAAGGUAGCUCAGAGGAGGUGGAAGAUGAAGAAAAGACCGACGCGGAGUCCGCGGUAAAGAGGAAAAGGACCGGCUCGUUCCGGGCGUCGUUUCAGCUGACCUCGAUCCAGGAGGAGCAAGCAAAACGAGAGGAAACGGAAGAGAAGGAGGAGAGCAAGGAGGAGGGCGAGGGGCAGCGUGGGGAAGGAGGCCGAGAAAAGAGUGACAGAGAGCAGGCCCACUGGCCCCUGGGUGGAGGAGAGGACGAGGAGUGGUCGGAGGAGGUGAAGCGGCAGCAGGAGCAGCAGCUGCGCAGCGAGCUGCUCGAGCAGUACCGCGCCCUGGUGGUGGAGCGCUCGCGCUACCAGCGCUACAACCUGUACCUGCAGCAGAAGAUCUGCGAGGCCCUGCGCAGGAAGAGGGGCCUGGACGCCGCCGCCGAGGCGCCAGACAAGGGCCCCGAGCCCGAGGCCCCGGAGAAAGAGCAGGCAUACCUGCACUACCUGGCCACGCUGGAGGAGCUGAGGAAGCAGGAGAUCGACGACCUGGAGUGGUACCAGCAGGAGGUGGGCCAGCUGAAGCAGCAGUGCCAAGACAAGCUGGCCAGGGUGGAGAAGAAGUGGCGCCAGUUCCAGGCCCUCAAGAAGCAGGUGGUGAUGCAGGCCAUGGGCAGCUGCCGCCUGAGGGGCGGACGCCAGGCUGCUCUGCGAGAGGUGGAGCAGAUCCAGGCCUUGGAGGACAAAAAGGAGAAGGAGAUGAGCGCUGUGCGGCUGGAGAACGUGCAGCUGAAGCAGAGCCUGGCGCAUUUUGAAACCAGGAUGAGGGCCCAGGAGGACUUGGCAGAGGGGCUGCUGCUCAUUGAUUUUGAACAGCUGAAGAUCGAGAACCAGACGUUCAAUGAGAAGGCAGAGGAGCGAAAUGAGGAGGUGGUGAAACUGCGUGGUAAGGUGACCAACAAUGUGCAGGUCAUAACUCAUGUAAAGGAGAAGCUGCACUUCAUGGACAUGAAGAACACAGGCAGAAAGAUGGAGCUGAUGAGAAUCGAGGCUCAGGUGGCCUCCCGAAGGGACAUCCUGAGCAAGACUAAGCAAGCUCGCGACAGCCUUCGGGUUGACAACCGCAAGCUGAAUCAGAAGUGUGGGCUACUGGGCAAGGAGUUACUCCUGCGGGACUUGGAGGAAAAGGUGGACAAGACUGAGCUGCUCACCCAGCGCCUGGAGUCCCUGAAGCGCCACCACGCCGGGCUCACGCUGUCCUGCAAAGGCGUGAAGCAGAAGAUCAGGGAAGCCAAAGCUUUUCUCCCCUCCUGACCCCACGGGUGGGAAACCAGAGGCUUCUCACCAUCUCCGGGGACUUCGACCUUCACUCACUCUUACUCUCUAUUGCUGCCAUUCCUUGGGGUUUGUCAUAUUGAGGGUAGAACUAUAUAUCUUACCUCAUUUAUCAGUUCUGAUUUGUGCUGAAUCCCAACUUGGGUUCACGGUUUGUAUGAGAUUAAGCAAGAGAGGCCUAGAGUCAAAAACCGGUGACUGUACAUGACUUCUCACAAAAAGCUGUCAAAAUGUCUUUUUCUAACUGAACAACUAUGAUUUCUGGGGUAAUACUAAAAUAUACUGUUCCCUUUCCUCUGUGUAAGGAGGCUUUAAAAGCUGAACCAAUGGACAGGGUACAAAGUAUUCCUGUGCAUUAAGCAAGCUAUUAAAUUCUCUUUGUACUUACUAAACUGUGUAGUCCUAAAUCACUCACUAAUUCUUAUUUUGUAUAUAACCAUCACUAGCUUCUGGGAUGAUUUUUAAAACCUCCAGAAGCUGGGCCUGGUGUCGCACACCUGUUAUGCUGAAGCAGGAGAAUGGCAGCGAGUUCAAGGCCAGCCUGGACAUCACAGUGAGAACCUGUCUCAGAAUGAAGGGGAAAAGCAUUUAGUAAAAUCCAGAAAGAGAUGAGAUGGUCAACAGGAAAAGGGGCUGGUGCUCUGUCCCCCUCCUUUCCACUGAAGAGCAGCUCAGUCUAGCACUCAGUCGCGUCUGCUUCUGCCCCAGCAAGAUCUGCACUCAGAAUUGAGCA